GUUUCGCCUCUUGCCUGGAAGCAGAGGAGUCAUAGACAGAACUCAGCUAGAGGAGGGACCGUUACGUUCCGGGACUGGUGACGUCAGAGACGCUUGGUUCCGCUGGCGGAGCGCGGGACAUUCUGGACUGGGCCUGACAGGAUUUUGUGGCCGGGACUUUGCAGUGCAGCGGAGGGGGGGAGGUGGCGGUGAGAUUGCCGGGCCGGGGCAGCAGUAGCUACGCUUGUCCCCCUCCCCCCCCGCUGGACCUAGCUUCACAAGGAGGCUGACGGAGAGGUGUCGCGGCGUCACGCCGGCCCCUUAUCCGAGCUGGCGGCGGAGGAGAAGGCUGUGAGAAAAUGCGGUGAGGACACAGAUCUGAAAGUCUACAAGGGCACUUGAGAAAAUGCUUAUAAAGGAAUGAGGUUGGGUUCCACCGAAGCCUAGAACUGUACUGUAAGGAACAGUUCUGCUCGGGCAGUACACGAAUGGCCCAAGGAAGCUCGCAAGUGGACUUUCAGGUUUUAAAUGACCUGCGGCAGAAAUUCCCAGAGGUGCCUGAAGUUGUUGUUUCCCGAUGCAUGCAGCAGAAUAACAACAAUCUGGAUGCUUGCUGUGCAGUCCUUUCUCAAGAGAGUACAAAGUAUCUGUAUGGUGAAGGUGACGUGUCUCCUUCUGAAGAAUCAAGCAUCGCUGGUUUAAGAAAUCACAUGACAUCCCUUAAUUUGGAUUUGCAGUCUCAGUACCAUGAGGGCAGAGAUGGAAGCAGAAUAAAUGGAAACAGCAGGACUUUAAGCCACAGCAUAAGUGAUGGACACCUUCAGGGAGGACAAUCCAACAAUGAACUGUACCAACAAGAGCCACAGACUGCGCCUGUUAUGCCUUCUAGCUAUAAUGUCUUUGGGAUGACAAAUACAAUCAAUGCUUCGAACCCGGGCCAUCAAUUUGGACUUCAGUUGGGCAGCAAAAGCUCUGGCUUGCAAACAACCAGGUUCAAUCCUAUCAUGGUUACAUUGGCUCCAAAUAUCCAGUCUAAUCGUAAUACCCCUACAUCUUUGCACAUACAUGGUGGCCCACCGCCUGCACAUAACAGUCCACAUGGAAAUUCUAUAUAUAUUAGACCAUAUAUCACUUCUCAAGGUGGAACAGCAAGACAGACCCAACAGCAAUCGGGCUGGAUGUCUCCGAAUCCCACACAACAACAGGCUUAUCCCACACAGCACAAUCCUUGGACAACCCUUCCUUCUUCUUAUACUCAGUCGCAUACCUCAGCACAGCCUAAUCAGCAGGGUCAUCAGACCUCUCAUGUGUAUAUGCCCAUUAGUUCACCCACCACUCCUCAAGCCCCAGUGCUUCAUUCAUCAGGUGGUUCCCAGCCAUCAACCCAGUACAACAUUCAAAAUAUCUCAACUGGUCCCAGGAAAAACCAGAUAGAAAUUAAACUUGAACCACCCCAAAGGAGUAACUCAAUGCUGCGUUCCACAAGCUCUCGAAGUUCCACAAACCCUUGUGCUUUGAAUAACCAGUCAAGGAACCAGCCUACUGUUUACAUUGCAGGUCCUCAAAAUGCAGAUGACGGUCUAGGCCGUAGCCAGCCUAAGGUCUAUAUUUCAGCUCCUGGUAGCGAUGACCAGAUUGUUAGAAAUCAGCCAACACUUUUUAUUUCCGCUAAUCCCGGUGCCGCCAGUACAGCCAGAAAUGUUUCUGGGCAAGUAAGCAUGGGACCUGCUUUCAUUCAUCAUCAUCCACCCAAAAGCCGAGCACUUGGAAACAACAUAUCUGCAACAUCGCCUCGUGUUGUAGUGACUCAGCCCAAUACAAAAUAUACUUUUAAAAUAACUGUGUCCCCAAACAAACCUCCGUCAGUUUCCCCUGGUGUCGUGUCCCCAACUUUUGAGCCUACAAAUCUCCUUCCGUUUGCAGAGCCAGAAGGUAUCCAUCUAACAGACCCUGUUUUAGCACAUGAUAGAAUAAAUGAUGUACGGAAGCUGAGCGUGGGUUCCGAUGAUGCAGCAUAUACACAAGCUUUGCUGAUACAUCAGAAGGCAAGAAUGGAGCGGCUUCAUCGAGAACUUGAAGUACAAAAGAAAAAGCUGGACAAACUUAAAACAGAGGUCAAUGAAAUGGAAAAUAAUCUCACCCAGAGACGCUUAAAUAGGUCGAAUUCAGUUUCACAGAUUCCAUCACUGGAAGAAAUGCAGCAAUUAAGGAGCUGUAACAGGCAGUUGCAAAUUGAUAUAGACUGUCUCACCAAAGAAAUAGAUCUUUUUCAGGCAAGAGGGCCACAUUUUGAUCCCAGUGCCAUUCAUAAUUUCUAUGAUAACAUUGGAUUUUUAGGCCCCGUGCCGCCAAAACCAAAAGGUACACAGUCUAUUGAUCAAAGGUCUACUGUCAAAACGCCAACAAAGGUUAAUGACACCGAGGAAGAUGAGGGAGCUCAUUGGAAUUGCACUGCAUGUACUUUUCUGAACCACCCUGCCUUAAACCGAUGUGAACAGUGCGAUAUGCCCAGGAAUUACUAAGGCAGUAGGUCAAUUUUGUAAAUGGAAAAUUGUCAAAAACAGCAUUUUUAAUUGAUAGGAGAAAGAAUGGCCUUGUGGUUGUUUACUAGUAGUAAACAUUAGCCCACAGAAUAAUACCUCAGUGUUGUAUUGUGCGCAGUUGGGCUUUUUGCCCUUUUCUUAAAUUCUUUAUUCAGUGUAAGACUGAUCCGCCUGGUUCCCAGCUGACCGCCUGUACCAUGUACAGUAUUAAUAGCCCUGAAAGAAGAUUUCUCACCGUGCCCAGUGUUUUGGGUCCUUACUACUUUUUCUCAGCAGAAGUUACUGGAUCGUUUUGGGAUAUUUAGAGGAGACGCAAAGCAAGAAAUUGUAUUGGCUUUUAAAUUCUCCAUAUGCGAAACCAGCAACCCCCAAAACAAACACUAAAAACACAAAGGAUUUACAACUUGCUGCAAGCUGUUACCGUCACGUGAACAGAGGAAGGACUAUGCAGUUCAUGUGUUUUAAGCGCUUCUCGGGAACCUCCCAUGACUUGUGAAACCAGCAUCAGUACAAUCAAGUGCAACAAGGAUGAAAAACUGCAUGUGUUGUCUCUGUACGAUACAGUGAAAUUACCUAAAGCUUUUUUCCAGUUGUACAUAGCCCUGAAGCCUGCUCCAAGUGACCUUAUUUUCCUUCUCACCUUUAUUAAUUUCAUGUUCUUCUGUAUGUAUAGUGUAAUAGUGUUUUUUUUUUUUUUUUAAAUUUUUUUCUUUUUGUUAGUGUUUUCCUUCUCCUUUAUUUUCUUUUGGCACAGCCCUUGUCCUUUUUAGAUCUUUUAUCAAAAAUGUGGUGCCUUUUUAACUGGGUGGUGGUGGGGAAUAAAGCAUUGUGCAUAGUUUAAUUUUGUCGGUCAUCUCUCCACCACAGAACUUAUUUCUCUUGUAUAUCCUGAUCUCCUGUGAAAAUCAUGAAAAGGCACAAUUUUCUACCAUCUUUUUCUGUACACAUUGGACUUUACAGUGGGUGACUUUAUUUUAUUUUUUUAUUGACAUUUCCUAAAAACUUGCCUUUGACUAUUUUAUUCCAAAAUGUGCCAAAUGUCUCAUGCCUGUUAUAAGUCUUAGAACAAGUGGUAUAUUUAUAGUAAAAGAAAAAGCCCAAUUUCCUAAUGAGUGAAUGAUAGGCACUCCUGAAAAUCCUAAGAGGAUCUACAAUCUGCUUUUAAAUUGCCCAUAUUGCACCAUCAUAUGUUCUGUAAUAUUUUGAAGUACUGUAUUGUCAAUCUUGUCUAUGUAUCUAGGUUUGUUAAGAAUGAAAGAACCUUUGUUGAUGCCCAGGAGUUGCAUAGGAAGCUGUUUUAACCUAUUUUUAUGCAGAUGGGUCCAUGUUCUUUGUUACAGUUGUACCCUAAAACAGAUGCUCUUAUGUCAAUGUCGAUCUGGGUAAUUCUUAUUUCUUCAUUCCCCAACAUAAAUAUUGAGUUGUGAGUUUUGGCCAUUUUGAAAAUAAUCACUGGUAUGAAGCAAUGAUCUGUUGAACAUCAUAAAGCUUAGGAAAAAGUACCACGCAUUUCGUAAGCAAAUCACUCUUAAGGAAAUUAACUGAUACACUGCUUGGCAUCUCAAAGAAAUGUGCGUUAUUGCUGCUUUUAUUUAAGUAUUAAGAGAGAAAAUUAGUGACAAUCAGUGGCUCACCUUUUCUUUCCAGCUUUUGUAUUCAAGUAGCCAUUGGUUUAGUGAAGUCAUCCACUGUAAAUGACUCCACAUCAAACAUUGUUGUUUUUAAGGUUUUUGUACCAGAAACUAAAAUGUGAUGAGCCUUCUUUCUUAAGGCUAUUCAUUGUGUUGCAGAAUACAUUUCUAGGUAACCAAAGUGUUGCAAAGGCUUGUUAUGUUUUGGGCCUUCCAGCACUGUAAUUGGGCUAAACAGCAGAACCAAAGCACUUACAAGCAAUGCUUUUUGUUGAAGACCAUUUUCAGCUUCAUCUGCAGUUUUCUGUGAAGAUUGACAAAUUUUUACUUGUUUUAAUAAUAAAACCUAAUUUGGAUAUCUUGAGCUGAUGGUUUUGUGAUUUAGCUGGGUAAACAGUCUUUG
Bufo bufo (common toad) is the source of this 4556-nucleotide messenger RNA. RefSeq names its product TGF-beta activated kinase 1 (MAP3K7) binding protein 2 (gene TAB2). The coding region runs from base 468 to 2501 and encodes 677 amino acids. The record is from RefSeq and is a predicted model, not a curated record. The transcript has 8 exons. Gene Ontology annotation, molecular function: K63-linked polyubiquitin modification-dependent protein binding; ubiquitin binding. Lineage: Eukaryota; Metazoa; Chordata; Amphibia; Anura; Bufonidae. Gene Ontology annotation, biological process: positive regulation of protein kinase activity.